Myxozyma melibiosi is the source of this 849-nucleotide messenger RNA. RefSeq lists its product as uncharacterized. The coding region runs from base 1 to 849 and encodes 282 amino acids. The transcript has a single exon. Gene Ontology annotation, biological process: protein folding in endoplasmic reticulum. Gene Ontology annotation, molecular function: protein binding. Gene Ontology annotation, cellular component: EMC complex. The record is from RefSeq and is a predicted model, not a curated record. NCBI's taxonomy places the organism in Eukaryota, Fungi, Ascomycota, Lipomycetes, Lipomycetales, Lipomycetaceae.
AUGUCGCCUUCAGAGCUGACGGCUCUCUACGAACGAUCGUAUGCCUUCAUCACAUCCGGCACGGCAGCGCGGAAGCUUGAAACGGGAGAACUGUACUCGGUGUUUGAGCUGCAUUUCUAUCUGGCUCUCCUGACAUCUCACGAUGUCGAGGCCGCAGCGAUAUUGACGACACUUUCAGAUCGCUUUGGAAGCGGUUCUCCUCGCGUGGCUGUCCUGGAAGCGUUAAACAUUGAGGCGACGGAGACUUUGGCGAAAGCGCUGGAGUUUAUUGAUAAGCGACCAGAGACUGAGAUUGGAGCGUGGAAACGUCGGAUUGCGAUUUUGAAAACCACGGCGGGUAGUGCGCCUGCGACGAUGAAGACUCAAUACGUUACAGAGCUGGUGAAGUUGGUGGACCAUGUGCCGUCCGAUGCCGAGGCGUGGUCAGAACUCGCGCAUGCAUACAUUGAUGCCGGAUUGUACUCACAGGCGCUGUUUGCGCUACAUGAGGUUCUCUUGUUGGUUCCGUUGGCCUACAAUAUCAAUGCAUUGGUAGGGGAGAUAGGGUUGAAGUUCUCGUCAGUGCUGCAAUCUCAGGGGUCGACUGCGCUUGCUGAGGAUAAGCUGGUCGAGGCAGUGAAGUUUUUCUUGAGAUCUGUUGAGUUGUGUGAGGACUAUGUUCGUGGGUGGACUGGUGUGUUGGUGGGAUCCACGCGAAUUCUUCAGCAGAGCAAACCGACGGCGGAUGUUAAGCUAUACCAAUUGGUUCAGGAGAUGGCUCGGAAACAGCUGCAGAAGAUUGUGGAUACGAAGGAUGCUCGGGCGGAGGAUCUGGCGGCGGCCGAGAUGGUGCUGAAAAAUUAUAAAUAA